AUGAACUCGCCGCACUACGCCACGUGGUCGCCCGAUCGCUUGCUCGCGAUGCACGAGUCGUUCAUGAAGCAGGGAGAGGUGAGAGACCUGGAGAAGGAUCUACAGUGUUUGAUGUUCUAUGAACUGGCUCUCGUCACGGAGACAAAAUUGAUGACGACGCUGGAGGAGAAGGGCGAGAUCGCGAACGCGGCGGUGUUUUUGUUCUACGCUUUCGUUAACAUGGGACACGCGGAGCGAGCGGCGCAGAUCUUGGCCGGGGUGACGUUUGGAUGCGGGUUCGGAGCGAGCGAAGUCGGGUUCCACUCGGAUUGGGACGACUUGAAAACACAUUCACAGUGGGACCUUUGGCUUCGGUAUCGGUGGAAUGACACGGUGGAUAUCUGUUUAAAUGAUCACGGACCUCUCUUGAUGAAGCCGGUGCAGUAUAAGCAGUCCGAAAUUUGCACCAAGUUGGUGAUGCAGUUCAUUCGCCACAGCGAGUUUGAGCGAGCCGCGUGGUUGAACCGUUUGUUUGAGUCGCUCAAAUUCUACACUUCGCAGUACGCCGAGCACAUGCGAACGUUCUGCGAUGAUGAAAAUGAAAAUGAAAAUAAUAUUCGAGAGAUACCCGGGUUCGGGUGUGUGGUACUGCCCGUGGGCGUUGUCAGUUUUGCGCACGCAUACACACACCUACGCCUACUAGAAACGACGAUGUAUCACGUCCCAGAAAUCUUUCUGAACUCCUCAAAGGACAUCGAUCGAUUGACUGACAUAUUGGGAUAUAUUUUUCGAUUGACGCGCGAGAUGGCCUCAUGGGCUCCAGAGGUCCUCUGGGGAGGCAGACUCUGUGAAGGACGUUCGCAGAGGCUGCCGGAAUUUUUGUUGUUGCCGAUGUUUGGCAUACUGACGAGGGACGAACGAGUCGAAACGCUCAUCAUCAAACGUCUUAGGAAAACGUCCAAGAUCGAACCAUCUGACUUUUUCGCGCCCUUACUAUCCAGCACAUUUUACGCCGAGACGUUCUCAAAAAGCGGAUUGAUUUUCGGGAAUGAUGAGAGGGAUCGGAGGGCGAUGAUUAGGAGCAUAACGAAAGCAGUUUUCGAUGGUAUGGCAAGGAUGCGCAGCGUUCCGCACGAGCACGACUUGAGCGAAGACGCACCGAAUAAGUUUUUGGAUUCACUUACUGGGAUCAUCAUGGAUAACCCCGUAUUGCUCUCGGUCUCAAAACAAUACGUCGACCUGUCGACUGUCGAUAGGCUCGCAGGGACAGACCCAUUCACGGGCACGCCUCUGGGUCCGAACGCUCACAAGGUCGAUGCGGAACUGAAACGAAAAAUAAAUGACUGGUGCGACAAAGUACGAGAGAAAUGA
Messenger RNA from Ostreococcus tauri, 1350 nucleotides. Its product is annotated as Zinc finger, RING/FYVE/PHD-type. NCBI's taxonomy places the organism in Eukaryota, Viridiplantae, Chlorophyta, Mamiellophyceae, Mamiellales, Bathycoccaceae. Gene Ontology annotation, biological process: protein ubiquitination. The transcript has a single exon. Bases 1 to 1350 code for a protein of 449 amino acids. The record is from RefSeq and is a predicted model, not a curated record. Gene Ontology annotation, molecular function: ubiquitin-protein transferase activity.